Messenger RNA from Ceratitis capitata (Mediterranean fruit fly), 1033 nucleotides. RefSeq names its product dnaJ homolog subfamily C member 8. The transcript has 3 exons. Bases 131 to 889 code for a protein of 252 amino acids. Gene Ontology annotation, cellular component: nucleus. The record is from RefSeq and is a predicted model, not a curated record. NCBI's taxonomy places the organism in Eukaryota, Metazoa, Arthropoda, Insecta, Diptera, Tephritidae.
AAAUAAAAGAUUAUUGUAUUGUGGAAAGAUAUUUCUGUUGAAAAAAAUAAGGAAAUCUAACAAUCUACAACUUCGCUGGGUGUAAUUACGUUCUUAGUGUCGCCGAAGAACUGUUUGUGAAACUUAGAAAAUGGCUUUUAAUGAACGCCCCACCACAUCAAAGGAUACAUCAUUUGAUUCUUUUUAUACAGAGGUUAAAGAAAUUGAAAAACGCGAUUCUGUUCUAACCUCUUCUCAACAAAUUGAUCGUUUACUUCGUCCAGGUUCAACAUACUUCAAUCUCAAUCCGUUCGAGGUGCUACAAAUAGAGCCUAGCGCUACAGUUGAAGAAAUAAAGAAACGCUAUCGCACACUGUCUAUAUUGGUCCAUCCGGAUAAGAACCAGGACAACAAGGAACGUGCACAGACUGCAUUUGACAUCAUAAAUCGUGCUUGGAAAACGCUGGAAAAUGAUGUUACGCGCAAGAAAUGUUUGGACGUCUACGAAGAAGCGAAAGAAAGGACCGAUCAUAUGAUUGCAGAAAAACGAAAGAAAUUACGUAAAGAAAGUAAAGGUUUCGAAAGCAUUCCCGAAGAUGAUCCGGAAAAGUACAAACAUGCCAUAUAUGUUAUGGUUAUGAAACUAUUUGCGGACAUGGAACGUCGCCGACAACAAUUAGAUCAACGUGACCAGGAAGAGCGAAAACGUAAACGGGAGGCCGAAAUAGAGGAAGAAGAAAAGCGAAAAUCCGAUUUAGAGUGGCAAAAGAAUUUCGAAGAAUCCCGUCAAAAUCGUGUAAAUAGUUGGCAUGACUUUCAGUCUGGUGCCAGUAAAUCUAAAAAGUCUAAAAAACAGAAACGCAGGCAUGGCAUGAUUGUUCCUCCUAAGUUUAAGCCUGAAUCACGAUAGACAUAUUUACACAAACAUAAAUGCAUUAUUUUAAUGAAAUAUUACGUACAGUUUGACAUACCCUUUUUUAUGUACUGCAAUUUUGUCAAUCAUAUUGCAUAUUAUUUAAGCGUAUUAAAGAUAAAACUGUAGAGAUUGUAUACA